Molecule: messenger RNA, 2302 nt
Organism: Pyrus x bretschneideri (Chinese white pear)
Lineage: Eukaryota; Viridiplantae; Streptophyta; Magnoliopsida; Rosales; Rosaceae
Product: ABC transporter F family member 5
Exons: 9
Coding region: 16-2181 (721 amino acids)
Molecular function (GO): ATP binding; ATP hydrolysis activity
Source: RefSeq, a predicted model, not a curated record
CCACCAAAACCAACCAUGGAAUUGAGCUCUAAGCUCCACCGCCUUCACCUCCGCUCCGCCUUCAUCAGCGGCUCAUCCCCUUUCGACGCUCGCGCCACAGUUCUCCCUCCCCGGCUCCGCUCCCUUUCUAAUCGGAUAGCUUCUCAAUCACUUAGAGAUAGCAACAACACUAACUCCAUCAAAACCACUAGUUAUCUACAGAAAUCCACAACCCCAAUUCCUAAAUUUGCAACCCCCUUAUCGGCGGUGGCUCUUGAAACAUCCGUCGCCGAAACCACCGCCAGUGACGACGAUGUCGAGUCUUUGUUCUCGGAUAAUUCCAAGAACGAAUCUCAGAACAGACGUGGUAAAAGGAAUUCGAAUAAUUCCGGGGCUUCCAGUAUUUCUUCUGGUGUGAAGCUCGAAAAUGUCCGAAAGAGCUACAAGGGCGUCACUGUGUUGAAAGAUGUCACUUGGGAAGUCAAAAGGGGAGAUAAGGUUGGAUUGGUGGGUGUAAAUGGAGCAGGAAAAACUACCCAAAUGAGAAUUAUCGCCGGUUUAGAAGAACCCGAUUCCGGCAAUGUCAUAAAGGCGAAACCCAACAUGAAGAUCGCGUUUUUGAGCCAGGAAUUCGAGGUUUCGUUGAGUAGGACGGUCAAGGAGGAGUUUAUGAGUGCGUUUAAAGAGGAAAUGGAAGUGGCUGGGAAGUUGGAGAAGGUGCAAAAGGCGUUGGAGAGUUCCGUUAACGAUUUGGAGUUGAUGGGAAGGCUUUUGGAUGAGUUCGAUAAGCUUCAGAAUCGGGCGCAGGCGGCUGACUUGGAUAUGGUGGAUUCAAAGAUUAAUAAGCUGAUGCCGGAACUCGGUUUUGCUCCAGAGGAUACUGAUAGAUUGGUGGCAUCCUUUAGCAGUGGUUGGCAGAUGAGGAUGUCGCUUGGGAAGAUUUUACUUCAGGAUCCAGAUUUACUACUCUUGGAUGAGCCUACAAAUCACCUUGACCUUGACACAAUUGAGUGGCUCGAGGAUUAUCUGAAUCGGCAAGAUGUGCCAAUGGUUAUAAUAUCUCAUGACAGAGCAUUUCUAGAUCAGUUAUGUACAAAAAUAGUGGAAACAGAUAUGGGUGUCUCCAGAACAUAUGAGGGAAAUUACUCUCAGUAUAUUCUGGCAAAGGCGGCAUGGAUUGAAACCCAAAAUGCUGCUUGGGAGAAGCAACAGAAGGAAAUCGAGCAGACAAGAGACUUGAUACACAGGCUGGGAGCUGGAGCUAAUUCUGGCCGUGCUUCUUCUGCUGAAAAGAAGCUGGAGAAACUUCAGGAAGACGAUCUAGUUGAAAGGCCGUUCCAGAGGAAACAAAUGAAGAUCAGGUUUCCUGAGCGGGGACGAAGUGGAAGAUUUGUUGCAACGAUUAAGAAUCUGGAAUUUGGCUUUGGGGAUAAGGUCCUAUUUAACAGGGCAAAUCUUACGAUUGAAAGGGGGGAGAAAAUUGCCAUUAUUGGCCCAAAUGGAUGUGGAAAGAGUUCGUUGCUGAAACUAGUAAUGGGUUUACAAAAGCCAAUAACAGGAGAAGUUGAGAUUGGGGAGCAUAAUGUCCUACCGAACUAUUUUGAGCAAAAUCAGGCCGAGGCACUUGAUUUAAAUAAGACAGUGCUUGAGACAGUAGAAGAAGCUGCAGAGGACUGGAGACUUGAUGAUAUAAAGGGUCUCCUUGGGCGUUGUAAUUUCAAAUCUGAUAUGCUUGACAGAAAGGUUUCCCUGUUGAGUGGUGGCGAGAAGGCACGCCUUGCCUUUUGCAAGUUCAUGGUAAAGCCGUCAACUCUGCUAGUUCUGGAUGAACCAACAAAUCACUUGGAUAUUCCUUCAAAAGAGAUGCUUGAGGAGGCAAUAACGGAGUACAAGGGCACUGUCAUCACAGUUUCUCAUGACCGAUACUUUAUAAAGCAAAUAGUUAAUAGAGUAGUGGAAGUUAAAGGUUGCAAGUUGCAAAAUUAUGCAGGAGAUUACAAUUAUUAUCUAGAGAAGAAUCUUGAUGCUAGAGAAAGAGAGCUUGAGCGUGAGGCCGAGAUCGAAGAAAAGGCUCCUAAAGUGAAGGCAAAGUCAAAGAUGUCUAAGGCUGAGAAGGAAGCUCGGAAGAAGCAAAAGAUGCAGGCAUUUCAGCAAGCAAAGGCCAAAUCUAAAGGAACAAAGAAUGCCAAGAGAUGGAAUUAAGUGAAAGCUCGGAGCAUCAUCGAACAUUGUUCAUUAUUGUCAAGCUAAUUUUAGAGAUGAAGCGGGCUUUCGCAGUGUAUGUAUAUAACAGUAAACAUUAUUAUUAAUAGGAUUACGUUUA